Messenger RNA from Sinocyclocheilus grahami, 1112 nucleotides. Its product is annotated as vacuolar protein sorting-associated protein 13C-like. The transcript has 7 exons. Gene Ontology annotation, biological process: protein retention in Golgi apparatus; protein targeting to vacuole; mitochondrion organization. The record is from RefSeq and is a predicted model, not a curated record. NCBI's taxonomy places the organism in Eukaryota, Metazoa, Chordata, Actinopteri, Cypriniformes, Cyprinidae. The annotation marks the transcript as partial.
UCUGUUCUCCUUCAGGGUGUGGUUGGUGGAGUAACAGGAAUUGUGACCAAACCGGUGGAAGGGGCGAAGAAAGAGGGGGCUGCAGGCUUCUUCAAGGGCAUUGGGAAAGGCCUGGUUGGAGUGGUGGCCAGACCUACAGGGGGCAUCAUAGACAUGGCAAGCAGUACUUUUCAGGGCAUUCAAAGAGUGGCGGAAUCAACUGAAGAGGUGACUAAAUUAAGGCCAGUGCGUCUCAUACAAGAGGACGGCAUCAUACGGCCCUACAACCACCAUGGGUCGGAGGGCUAUGACCUCUUUCAGAGGUCUGAGAUUAAACAGUUGGAUGGAGAGAUAUUCAGAGAACACUAUGAGUACCCAGGGUGCAAAAAAACAAACAUCAUUAUCACCAACAGGAGAGUGAUGUGUGUGAAGGAGAUCGACGUGAUUGGACAUUUCAAUAAAGAAUGGGAAUGUCAAUUUGAGAACUUUCAAAGGCCUCCAAGCAAAGAAGGAGGAGAUUUGAAGAUAUAUUACCGGGAACAGAACAAAUUAAACCUCAUUAAGAAGGAUGGACAGAUGCUAGUGAAAGUGAUACACAUGAGACAUGCUGACAUGGCUGAGAGACUGCGAGAAGGAAUUGACAGUGCCCAGUUUGCACGCAGGCAAUAUCAGAUGGCACGGCAGAAAUCACAGCGCUUCGUCAAAAUGGGCAACAUUUAAAUUAGCCAGACAAACCAUGUAAACACAUGCCCACAUCAUCUACGUUUAAUAUACUGCCUAGCAUUCAAAGUAUCAAUUAUGUAUAGAAAUAUAUUUUAGCAAAUCUAUUAGUUAAACUCAAUGAAGUUUUGAAUGUGUCUGAAAUGUUUGAAAGUUUUUUUUAGUUAAAACUAAAAAAUGUUUUUGGAUGUUUAAGCACUUCGCCUUGUGUUUUGCUUGAGGUCUUGAUGAUGGGAGAAAUCAAAUAUGGAAAAGAGAUUGUUUUGUUAAUUAUUUUGUUAAUUAUUAUUAUUUUGCACUUGCUAUAAAAAUACAUCACUUCAAUAUACAACUGUAAUGUAUGAGGCUUGUCCAGUUUAGCUCACUUAUCUUGAUUACAAAUCCUGUCAUAAAAGAAAGACAAAAACUUGUAU